GUCCAACACCCAACACCAGGUUGCAAGCUGGUUGCAGAAGAAGAAAGGGCGACGAGGCCAAGUGUCGACGAGAUGCAGCGGAUAGACGACAGCUUCGACAGCAGCCUCGGCGACGAGUCCGUGUCCGGCUCCGAGGACUCACUUGCCUUUGCCGCGGUGCCUGACUCGCCCGGCUCGAUGGCCUCGCCCGUGCGGCCGAUGGCGUCCUCGCCGACGAAGCCGUCCUUCUCCAGCAGCUCGGCUGCCACAACACCGCGGCGCGCAGCCGCAUGGGCCAGCACAACGCAGUUCAUGAUCCGGCCCACGCUCAGAGGGAACGAGAAGCCGCUCGGCGACCUGGACCAGUCCUUCGACUCGUUUAGCAUGACGCGCCAUGCCUCACCCCCUUCUGACCAGUCCAAGCUUCCGGGUGUGUCAGGAGCACCGCGGCGGGCGGAUGGAGGAGGGAGCAGCAUCCUCCGACAGCCCGACACGCCGGGCACGGGCUCCAGCGUCCGCUUUGGCAAGCGCAUGUACGACGACGGCGACGAGAGCGGCAUGACGGUCAGCUCCACGGCCUCGCAUCCUCUCGAGCGCGCCUCGCCGAGGUCUCUGCACCAAACCAGCGCUCGUCAAGAGGAGGAAGACGACGAGGACGAGGAUGGAGAUGAGAGCACAUCGUCGCGCGGCACACGCUCACACGCAUCAAACAGCAACGUCAGCAGCCCGACGGUGCGACUCGCGGCGCUGUCUGCCUCUCCGCCGGCACCGCUGCCGACGGCACCGACAUCAGACACCAAGUACGAGGACAGCCUCUCUGGGCUGCCGUCGAUCAGCGACAGCUUCUCGCGCCUCGAGGACCAGUCGCUGGACCUGGCCGACGAGACGCGGUCGCCGGUCAAGGCCGCUCCUUCUGUGACAAACAAAGCAGCAGCAGCAGCAGAGACGGCCCAGAAGACACCCGUCAGGGGUGCCGCGCUCGACGACAUGAGCUUCAGCGAGAGCUUCCUGCGGCGGGAGAUGGGCAGGGCCAUGAGUGGGCUUGCAGACAGCAGCCAGCAGCCGGACAGGACCGCCGAGCUGCCUGCCGAUCAACCUGAACAGAUGGUCCCUCAACAAGGGCAGGAGUCGGCAGAGCACCAGGCGGAAAUUAAGGAGGAGGAGCUGCAAAAUGGUGAACAAGACUCGAUAGAGAACAGCAGCAGCAAACUCGAGGCAAACACCUCCCCUGCCCUCACGCCCAGGCCGGUGGAGCAGACGCACGGCCGCACGCCUUCCUCGUCGUCGUCUGCUUCACCCUCAUCGGACUACCUCAGCCCCCGCAGCCACACGACGCAGUCGCAGCGAGGAAGCGCAAAGAGCACGCGCAGCACGAGCAGCCAAGGCAGCAGCAACCGCAGCUUUGGCACGCCGCAGUCGCAGUUGCAGCGCGAGCAGCAGCAGCAGCCGGAUGACACGCCCAGCAGCGCGCUGCUAGGGGACGCGCCAUCUUCUCCGUCUGCUAUUGCUGCUGCUGGUGCCGCUGCGUCGUCUUCCUCGUCGUCGUCGCUCGGCCGGCGCCCAAAGAGCCUCGAGGAGUCGCCCUCGGCGCAAAAGGCCGCGCGGCGCGCCGUGCUGCUCCCCCUCUCGUCGGCCAAGCACGCCUUUACGCCCGCCAGGAGCUCGCCGCUGUGCAACACCGCUGCCGCUGAAUCGCCGUCGCCGUCGCCUUCCAUCGGCCAGCAGCUGGGCGACGCGUCGUCUUCCUCUGCUGCUCGCCAGGCCGAGGAUGCAAGCAUGUCCUCGACCUCGUCAACAGGGAGCAGCAGGAAAAAGACGGCAGACCGGGCCAGCUCUUCGCCGUCGCCAACAUCUCACGCGGGCAACGCGGGCAACAGCAGCAGCGCGAGCCUGCUCGACAUCUUCGACGCCAUGAACAGCCUCGACGUGACGCACACGCAGCGGGGCCAGGCGCUGCUGCGGCGCAUCCGCGAGGUCGAGGUCGAGGCGCGGCAGGCACGCAUGGCCCUCGAGGGCGAGCGCGAUGCGAGCGGGCGCGCACGCACCGAGGCGGAGCGCCUGCAUGGCAUGCUCGUCCGGCUCAAGCGCGAGGCCGAGCGUGCCGAGGAGCGCCGGCGCGCGACGAUGGACGAGGUCGAGGGCCUCGUUGAGCGCGUCAAGGAGAAGCUUGCGCAGCGCGAGAGCAGCCGAGGCAGCGGCAGCGCUGAGGCCCACGUCGACGCGCUGCGAAGGGAGCUUGCGCUUGAGCGCGAGCGGCGGAGUGCGGCCGAGCGUGAGCUUGGUGAGCUUGGACGGACUGGCGAGCUUGGACGGGAGCGUGAGGACGAUCGUGCAAGGAAAGAGGGCAGGGACAGCGACGAGCAGGUGGACUGGCACCUCGAGAGGUACGAGCUCGAGCGCGAGCACGCCGAGGCGCUGGAGCAGCUCCAGGCACGGCUCGACGAUGCGGAGGCGCGCCUCGAGGCGCGGGCGAGCGGCGACGAUGGCGACGAGGAGGAGGAGGAGGACGACGUAAAGCACCUUGAGAAGCACGGUGAGGCAAAGGCAGAUGAGGAAGCACGGACGGCAGCGCAGCAGCUCGGCGCAGCGCAGCUGGAGCAGGAGCGCCUGCGUGGCCUGCUCGACGAGACGCGCGAGGCACUCCUGGCGCGCCCGUCACAGGCGCAGCUGGACGAUGCCGUCGCCGAGCGGGACCGGCUCCGCACGCGCCUUGUGGGCCUGCAGGAGGAGCUGAGCUGCCAGUGGGCCCACGCCGAGGCGAGCGACGCGCGGGAGCAGGCGCUGGCGGCGCAGAACGACGCGCUCAAGGCGCAGCUGGAGGCCGAGCGUCGCAGCGCCGAGGAUGCCAUCCGGCAGCGCGAGGACGCCGAGGCGAGGGCCGUCGCAGCCGAGGCGAGCAUCAGAGAAGCACAGGCCGAGACGGAGGCGCAGAUGCGCGACGAGACGCAGGCGCUGCAGGCGCGCUUCGAGCGCAUCCGCGAGGAGCACGAGGCGCAGAUGGAGGAGGUCGACGUCGCGAGCAGGGCCGCGCAGGACGAGAUGCGCGAGAUGCGCGAUGUGCAGGAGCGGAUGGCGCGCGAGGCCAGCGAGCAGGUCGACGAGCUGCGCGGCAGGCUGCAGCACGUCGAGGAGGAGCUCGAGCGCGCACGGGAGCAGGUCGACGAGGGCGAAGAGGCACGCCGGGUGCUGGUGGCGCAGGAGCAGGACGAGCGCGACAUGCUCGUCCGGGACAGGCACGAGCUCGUCGAGGAGCGCGAUGCCAUGGCGCAGGAGCGGGGCGCGCUCCUCGACAGCCUCUCGGAGCUCGAGAAGCUGCUGGGGAGGGUGCAGCAGGAGUCCAACGAGCGCCAGCACUCGGCGACGACGCUGCAGACCAAGCUCGACGAGCUGGAAGGCGAGCGUGCGACGAUGCAGACGCGCAUCGACCAGCUCGAGGCUGCUGCCACGAGCGCGAGCCAUAGGGAUGGAGGUGCUUCUUCCACUGUUGCUGCUGCUGCUACUACCUCGACAGCCAGGGACGACCGCAUCAAGGCGCUCGAGCAGGAGAUCGGCAGCCGUGGCCUGACGAUUGCCAAGCUGCGCAAGGCCAGGGAGCGCCUCGGGGCCGACCUGGCCAGCUUCUCGAUGGCCUUUUCCGCAAAGCAGAUGGAGGUCGACAUGCUCAAGCGCAGGGGGGGCCGGGCUACUGCGUCCAAGACGCCCGACGCCAGGCAGGCGGUGCCACAGCCGGCGAUGCUCGGUGUGGAGAAAGUCGGCCUGGACGAUGGCGAAGAAGAGGAAGAGACAGAGACAGAGACGGACAACGAGAGCCUGCCCUCGCUCAAAAAGGGCCCUUCGGCCGUGGCAGCGACGAGGCGGAGGACGACGAUGGACCCACAGGCAUUCAGCGAGGACGCUUUUCAGCGCCUGGCAAGGGACCCGGGCAGCACUGCACAGCGAGCGGUCAAGGUCAAGGGCGCCAUGGGGCCGCCAAGCACCGUGCGCAGGGUCUCGGCCGCUGCUGCUGCUGCUGCUGCUGCGGCGACGCCCACGCCUGCCGCCCCUUCCCUCAGCCGUGGGCAGGGUCCUCUGGCCCAGAGAAGGGGCUCUUUGUCGACAUCCUCGAACAAGGCACCUGCUCGGCAGGCGGACGCGGGCCAGAGCGACAAGGAAAACGUGGGCGUCAACGAGGCAGAGCUGCGCAAGAGCCGCGACGUGCCCAUGGACAUCAGCGAGCUCACCAUGUCGCGCUCACGGUCCAGCCUGUCUUCAGCGGCUGCGGCGGCGGCGGCGACAACGGCCGCGACGACGAGGGCAAAGAUUGCCGCCGCGCCUGCCGCGCCCACGGCCAGGGUCGCCACCAUCUCGUCUUCUGCGGCAGACAUUGCGCGGCGCGCGGCCUCGGGCGGCCGAUCCUCGCUCACUUCUUCUUCUUCUGCCGCGCGCAAGCCGACGGUGACGAGGCCGAGGAGCAACGCGCUGCUUGCCUGA
Molecule: messenger RNA, 4449 nt
Organism: Acaromyces ingoldii
Lineage: Eukaryota; Fungi; Basidiomycota; Exobasidiomycetes; Exobasidiales; Cryptobasidiaceae
Exons: 2
Coding region: 73-4449 (1458 amino acids)
Source: RefSeq, a predicted model, not a curated record